Molecule: messenger RNA, 1198 nt
Organism: Cyprinodon tularosa
Lineage: Eukaryota; Metazoa; Chordata; Actinopteri; Cyprinodontiformes; Cyprinodontidae
Product: claudin-10-like
Exons: 5
Coding region: 144-926 (260 amino acids)
Biological process (GO): bicellular tight junction assembly; cell adhesion
Cellular component (GO): bicellular tight junction; plasma membrane
Molecular function (GO): structural molecule activity
Source: RefSeq, a predicted model, not a curated record
CAGACCUGGCUGUGUGCGUUUGUGUGUGUUUUUCCAUCUCAGAGCAAAGGGGAUCGGGGAGAGUUGAACAGGUUCUAAAUCGAAGUGUCUCACGGUUUCAGGAGUUUGGAUUGUUAAUUCUUGUCUGAACCUGGCGGGUCAAAAUGGGUUACAGGACUGUGGUGAUGUACUCAGAGAUUGGCUGCUUUGUGGUCUGCGUGGCUGGAUGGAUCCUGGUCUGUUCAACGCAGCCCACAGAGAUCUGGACUUGGUCUGAGGUUGGCAGUAUUGUCCUAACGACAGCCAACUACUUCUCCAAUCUGUGGAAGGACUGCAUUUCUGACUCUACCGGUGUAUCUGACUGUAAGGGAAUUCCAUCAAUGCUGGAAUUGAACUGGGACAUUCACAUGUGCCGAGCUCUCAUCAUCAUCAGCAUUAUCUUGGCCUUCUUCGGAUGCAUUCUGGUCUUAGUGGGAAUGAAGUGCACCAAGAUUGGGGGCUCAGAGAUUACCAAUGCAAAAGUAACAUUUGCUGGUGGAAUGAACUACCUUAUAGGAGGCCUGUCCGCAAUGACAGCGUUCUCAUAUUAUGGAAACAAAAUUCGAUCAGAGUUUGACAACCCCAACUUCGUUGAACAGAAGUUUGAGAUCGGAGUUGGAGUCUUCAUCGGCUGGGGAGGCUCCACUUUACUUGUUGCUGGAGGCCUUGUGUACUGUAUCUUAGCUGGGAGGGAAGCAUUCGACUCAAGACCAAAGAAAGACCUCAUUAACCAGUACCCUGGCUACACCUUUGUUCCGUCAAGAAAGAGCUACGCAUCAUCAGCUCGCACAGAGAUCACAGACACCAAGAAAACAAGAAGCCAAAGAAGCUCAAGCGAAAGCAGAAACAGCAGCAUCUCUACCAUCUCCAGCUAUACUAGACAGACGGGCAGCAAUGUUUACGUCUGAAUUUUAUUUGUAGAAGGGAAGCAAUGUGCAGUGCUAUGAAAAAAUAUUCGCUCUCCCUACAUAUAUUUUUCUGCUCCUUUUUCUUUCCCAUAUCUACAUUUUUAGAUCAAACAAGGCAUUUUAAUGUAAGACAUAGAUAUUCUAAAUUAAUGCAAAAUAUGGUUUUCAUAUGAUAAUUGCAUUAAGGGAAAAUUGUUGUAAAAAAAAAAAAAAUCAUCCAAUGUAAAAUAAGUAAUUUGUGUAAGCAUGAAUAAACUCACUAUCUUGAUUUU